AUGAUGAUGAGAGCAACAACAACAACAACAACAACAAGAAGAACAACAACAACUGCCGCUCUGGAAGGAAGAGGAUUUCUUCGUCUUUUCUCCGAGAAGAAGAGCGGCGAGAGGGAGGAGAGAUUUUCGGGGCAACGGGGAGGAGGAGAAGAUGUUUUUUUUACGCGAGGAGGACGAAGAGGAAGAAGAAGAAGAAGAGGAAGCGAGUUACGACCGUUCGCGGCGCGCGGCGAUGGGGGGCAAAAAGGAGUUCUUUCUUCGGGCGAGUAUUCUUUUUCGAGCGCGGCGAUUGCGCGAGAAAUAGGAGAGGAAGAUGCGGAGGAGGAGUUGCAAACUUCGGACGUUGAUGAAAGCGAAGAAGACAAUUGCAGCAGCGCAGAAGCGGAAGCCAGGCACUAUAAAAAUAUGCUCAAAGAUAGCGCGAACCGUCCGACGGUAAAGAAUAUGCUUCGCAGGAUAGAUGCGACGGAUCCGUUAGGCGUCGAUAUGACGUUGCGAGGAUGUUCGAGCCGACUCUACGACGGCAUUUUGGGGAAGAAGAAAACGAAGACGAAGACGGGCGGCGCGGGGGGUGCGCUGACGGUGUACGACUUUGCGAGACAGACGCAGGAGAAACAUCCGCAGAAAAUUUUAUUGAUUAGAGUUGGCGAUUUUUACGAGUGUUUCGGGUGGAACGCGGUCUGUUUAGUCGCGCACGCCGGGUUGAAUCCCAUGGGGAACACCGGCGUUCCUCGUGCGGGGUGUCCGAAGAAUAAAGUUCAAGAAACUUUAGAUCGGUUGACGUCGCACGGGCACUCCGUGGUGGUGUGCGAAGAAGUUCCGCAGAUGGUGAAGUAUGGAACAUUGAAAGCGCCGCCGAAGGAUAGAUUCGUGAGCGCAAUUGUCACGCCCGCUUCUCCGAUGUACGUUUGUGGUGCGGGAGAUCGAGGCGAGGAUGUUAAUUUCGCGGACGAGCAAGCGUUGCCCCUCUGCGCGGUGGCUUCUUCGUCGUUAGGGUACACUCUCGUUCGCGUUCUCGUCGAUGAGCGAGUGUGCCGAGUUGAUUACGGUUUAACGGCUGAGGGGUGUGCGGCAAUCUUACGCGCUUCUGGGUGCGCGGGGAAUAAGUUGUAUAAACACAGAUCGUUUGGCGCGAAUCACGCGAGUAAGAGUAACUCCAGAGGCAAUUCGGGUCAAUCGCGACGUUUGCGAUGGGAGGUUGGUGCCAUAGAAUCCGUGGUUUCAGAAGACCACUACGAUGUUACCGAGAUCGCAGAUGAAAACGACUUUUACAACGACGAAGGGAAGAUGAUAAAUAGUGAAGAUGACCGCCGUCGGCGGCGCCGCGGCCAACGCCGUCUCAGAUACGACGGAGACGUCGUUCAAGGAUUUUUAGAUUUAACGCGUCGCGAACACGGAUUAAAACCAAACGAAGACUUUCGAGUCGUCAACAUCUCGAACGACCCGCGUUUGGCAGAAGCCGAGAGAGGUUCCGUGCGACCUUUGUCUCUGAAUACUGCGCAACAACUCGGCGUGCUCCCUAGUCGAGGCGUUCCUCCUUUGUUAGCCGCAAUCGUGAAUGAUAAGGAUGUUCCGGCGAGCUGUCGCUCGUAUUUGCAAGAGCUGUUAUUAUCGCCUCCGCCGCACGACGUUGCCAGGUCAAUUCAGUUGGCAUGCGAAAAAUUCAAAAACACGAACGCAUCCAUGCCGAACUUGGAAACGUUGCCCGUUACAAAAAUUGCAACGCUUCUGAAUUCGCGGGAAGCUAGUCAUGUUUUCUUCGCAGACUUGUUUGCCAUGGCAGAUGCAUGCGAGCGAUUUCUCGAGCACGACGAUGCGGAUUUACGAAUCGCGGCUCGGAGUUUGUUGGAGAAAGCGACCAGCCGUAAACUUGGAACGCGAGCGUAUGAAGAUGAAAAGAAAUUAGCAGAAACAUGCAGAAACGUAAAGCAAAUUAUUGAAAGUAUCAUUUCGUCGGAUGUAUUUGAUGAGUAUCACUUAGGAUAUUCAUCGAAAAGCGCAACGUUGAGUGGUACGAUAACACUGCGCGAUGAUGUCAGUAAUGAUGAUGGUGAUGACGAUGCGACAGAUGAUGAUGACGAGAAUGAUUCCACUUUGGGCGAAGAUGACGAUGAAGUAGACGACCGCAUUGUCCGUUGCGACCCUCCUUCUUCGUCAUUUUUACGCUUUUUCCCGCGACGAUUUGCUUUUGAGAAUGAACGCUGGAGAGGCAGAGUCCGAAGAGACACAGUUGCCGAGGCUAUCGAUAAAGUGGAUGCAGCGGCAACGUCGUUACACGAUGCGAUUGUCGAUGAUUUACUCCCUGUCCUCGAAAAAUCGGACGUGACGCGCAAAGCGCGCGCAAAGCGCUGCGAAAUUGAACAUUGCCAGCGGAAUAAUUCGUUGUGGUUGCGCGGUGUUUCUAAAACUGCCGUUUCAGAUUUUGAAUCUCCUUCAUCUUCUCCUACUACAUCUCUGAUUCAUCCUCGCGACCGCUUUGGACGCGAGUUGAGCGAUCGAUGGACGACUCAAAACGUAGAAGAUAAGCUAGAGAGAUACCGACAAAGCUGUCGGGAAGCGCAAGCGGCUGUUGCUGGACAACUUCGAAUGCUAUCUACUUCGCUUCAACCAUUCGUUGGUGCAUUAAUUGCUUGCUCAACUUUGUCAACAAUUUCUCUCGCAAUAAACGCGCACGUGUCCAAAACGCAAUCUAAAGGAUGGACGAUUCCACGCCUUCUCGAUCCAGAAGAUUGCAAAACUCCGUUUCGAGUGGAAGACUUGGAGCCUUUCUGGAUGGACAGCACCGCCGAUCUGAACGUUAUCUCAAACACGGUAGACAUAGAUGGAAUGAUAACAUUAACGGGUCCAAAUAUGGCGGGAAAAAGUACAAUUCUUCGUAGUUUGACUUCCGUGGCGUUGCUAUCGCAGUGUGGGUUAAUGGUACCGGCGCGAGGAGAGUGUAUCGUUCCAAGAUUCGAUUCAAUCACUUUGAGAAUGGCGUCGUCGGAUUCACCGAGCGAAGGCCUGAGCGGAUUCGCCGUGGAGAUGAUGGAGAUCAAGUGCGUUAUGGAAGAGUCUUCCUCUUCUUCUUUUGUUUGCGUAGAUGAGCUCGGAAGAGGAACAGAAGCGGCGCACGGCACUGCUAUCGCAGCGGCGGUUAUAGAGAAGCUAGAUUAUUUAGGCUGUCGAGGUGUUUUUGCUACACACCUUCACGGUGUCUUGGACUGCGAUACCCGCUUGUCGCCAUUCGCAAAGAACAUGCGCAUGGGAACAACAACAACGCCAGAAGGUAAGAUGAGCCCAACUUGGAAAAUAGAAGAUGGGGAGUGCAGAGAGUCACUGGCCAUACAAACCGCCGCAGACUGUGGGCUCGAGGACGACGUUUUGAGACGUGCGCAGACGUUUUUACGGCAGAAUAUUACCACUGCAAAAAAUAGUAUCAGUGUUAGGAAAGGAGACAUGUCAUCCUCCCCUCCUGUUGUAUCCUCCUCAAAAGUUGAGAAAAACAGAAACAGCGGUAUUUCCGACCUAGCCUCCGGACUUUUAACCGCUCGGAGUUUCAUUCUCGCCGAAGAAGGAGAAAAAGACGAAGAAGAUGCUGCCGGCGUGUUCGUAGUGUUACGAAAUGAACACCCACCAGCCAAAGUAGCGCACGGCUGUUCCGUCGUCUAUGUCAUCCGCGACGCCAACGGUUGGACCUACGUCGGCGAAACCGAAAGUAUCGCCAACCGUUUGAAUUCACACCGCCACAAAUAUGGCUCCGACAUCGACUGCGCGUUCGUCACCGUCGCGCAAGGUAAAUCAACCGCCAGAGCAAUCGAAACGGCCACCAUUCGCGAGUUCAGGAGGAAAGGCGUGCCCUUGAAGAGCGAUUUCGACGCAUCGCACGAGAAUUUCGGCGGCCUAAGCAGUCGGAACAGUAGCAUCAGCAGCAGUAGCAACACAACUCGAUGA
Molecule: messenger RNA, 3933 nt
Organism: Bathycoccus prasinos
Lineage: Eukaryota; Viridiplantae; Chlorophyta; Mamiellophyceae; Mamiellales; Bathycoccaceae
Exons: 1
Coding region: 1-3933 (1310 amino acids)
Biological process (GO): mismatch repair
Cellular component (GO): nucleus
Molecular function (GO): ATP binding; ATP-dependent DNA damage sensor activity; mismatched DNA binding
Source: RefSeq, a predicted model, not a curated record